GCUGGAUUUUGUAUUGGAGCCUGGUAAUCAGUUAGAUGAAGUGUUUGUUUCCAGCGCGGCCAUUGAUGAGAACAUCAGCAACCCUCAAAUGGGGCCACAGAAAAUGAGCAGCAAUGAAAUCCGGAGCCUCCCCAUGCUGCUGGGUGAAAGAGAUGUGAUGAAGGCGCUGCAACUCCUGCCUGGUAUCAAAUUAGCAGGAGAAGGGAAUAGUGGUUUUUAUGUCAGAGGAGGGGCGACCGAUCAAAAUCUGAUCCUGCUGGACGAAGCGCCCGUUUACAAUGCUUCUCACCUGCUCGGUUUUUUCUCCACCUUUAACCCCGAUGCAAUCAAAGACGUUACCGUCUAUAAAGAGGGGAUGCCCGCGCAAUAUGGUGGAAGAUUAUCCUCGGUCAUAGAUAUCAAAAUGAACGAAGGCAACAGCAAAGAAACUGCCGUAGAAGGAGGUAUCGGCCUCAUUGCUUCCCGGCUCAAAGUAGAAGGUCCAAUAGUCAAAGACAAAGGGUCCUAUAUGAUUAGUGGCAGGAGAACCUAUCUGGAUGCCUUCUUUAAAUUAUCCCCCAAUAAAUCCAUCAGUAAAAAUGCACUGUAUUUCUACGAUCUCAAUGCAAAAGCCAAUUACAAACUGGAUGAAAAAAACACCCUUUUCCUCUCAGGUUAUUUUGGAAGAGAUAAACUGAACCUCGUCAAUAUCUUUGGCUUUGAUUGGGGGAAUGCAACGGUAACCAUGCGCUGGAACCACUUAUAUGGUCCGAAGCUGUUUUCCAAUACCUCUCUCAUCUACAGCUAUUAUAGCUAUGAGAUCAAUAACCUGAUGGAAGACGCUAACUUUGAAGUCAAUUCAUUCAUCAGAGACUUUAACUUAAAGCAAGACUUCCAGUAUAGUAUCAGCAAUAAACAUCAAUUGAAAUUCGGCCUUAAUGCUAUUCAUCAUACCAUCGCUCCCGGUAAGAUGACCGCCACCAGCGCAUCCAGCGUCAACCCCAUUACUUAUGAAAACCGUAAAGGACUUGAACUAGCCGUCUAUCUGACGGAUGAAUGGAGUGUGAGCGACAAAUUUAAAAUGGUCUACGGAUUACGGUUAAGCGGCUUCUCGGUAAUGGGGCCGGGUAAUUUCAAAACCUAUGAUGCCGAUGGUAAUCUCAAAGAAACCCAUGCUUAUAGCGCUGGUCAAUCUGUGAAAAACUAUCUCAACCUGGAACCCCGGUUUUCGGCCAGAUAUAAACUAAACAGUAACAGUUCCAUUAAAGCUGGUUAUACCCGGAAUACGCAGAACAUCCAUCUAAUGUCUAAUUCGAUGUCGACCUCUCCAACCGAUUUAUACAUUAUGAACAGCAAUAAUGUAAGGCCGGAAAUCGCAGACCAGGUCUCUACUGGUUACUUCAGGAAUUUCGAUGAUAAUCAGUAUGAAUUUUCUGCAGAAAUCUAUUACAAAUCAAUGCACCACCAAAUCGAAUACCGGAGUGGGGCAGAUUUGCGUGAAAAAGAUAAUGUAGAAGCUGAUUUGCUUUAUGGCGAUGGCAGAGCUUAUGGUAUAGAAUUGUUUUUCAAGAAAAGAUUCGGCAAAUUCAACGGCUGGAUAGGCUAUACCUAUGCUAAAACCGAAAGACAAUUUGAUGCGCUGAAUGAAGGCCGGUGGUUUAAUGCCAAACAAGACCGGACACAUGAUAUUUCUUUAGUCGGUAUUUACAAAGCGGGUCCCCGCUGGACAUUUUCUACCGUAUUUGUGUACAAUACAGGAAAUGCAGUGACCUAUCCGAGCGGUAAAUAUCAGGUUAACGGCAGAACCGCUUUCUAUUAUGCGGAUAAAAACGGUUACCGUACCCCAGCUUAUCAUCGUCUUGAUGUUUCAGCAACGCUGGAGGGGAAACCGGGUAAAGAAUAUCAAUCCAGCUGGACAUUUGGUGUUUAUAAUCUAUACAAUAGACAGAACGCUUUUGCAAUCAAUUUUAAGGAUGAUCCGGAUAAUGCUGCUAAAACACAGGUCGUGAGAACAACCUUAUUUGGAAUUAUCCCUUCCGUAACCUGGAACUUUAAAUUCUAG
Molecule: messenger RNA, 2041 nt
Organism: Tuber aestivum (summer truffle)
Lineage: Eukaryota; Fungi; Ascomycota; Pezizomycetes; Pezizales; Tuberaceae
Source: the annotation of a GenBank genome assembly